This is a messenger RNA of Thyridium curvatum, 1824 nucleotides long. RefSeq lists its product as uncharacterized. Gene Ontology annotation, molecular function: alpha-amylase activity. Lineage: Eukaryota; Fungi; Ascomycota; Sordariomycetes; Thyridiales; Thyridiaceae. Gene Ontology annotation, biological process: oligosaccharide catabolic process. The record is from RefSeq and is a predicted model, not a curated record. The coding region runs from base 1 to 1824 and encodes 607 amino acids. The transcript is spliced from 2 exons.
AUGGGAUCGUGGAGUUAUGAGGAGGGCUUCUUCGCGCAGGAGCCGUGGUGGAAGGAGGCAACCUUCUAUCAAGUCUACCCCGCAAGCUUCAAGGACACCAAUGGAGACGGCUGGGGAGACAUCCCCGGCGUCUUGUCAGAGAUAGACUACCUCCACGAGCUUGGCGUCGACUGCAUAUGGCUGUCACCGGUGUUUGAGAGCCCUCAGAAGGAUAUGGGCUACGAUGUGUCAGAUUACCAAAAGAUAUACGCGCCAUACGGCACGGUAGAGGACGUCGACGCACUCCUAGAAGCCUGCCACGCGCGGGGGAUGAAGCUCAUCCUGGACCUCGUCGUGAACCACACCUCGGUGGAGCACGAGUGGUUCAAGGAGUCGCGCUCCUCCAGAGACAACCCAAAGCGCGACUGGUACAUAUGGAAGCCGGCCCGGUACGACGCCGACGGCAACCGCAUGCCGCCCACCAACUGGCGCGGCUACUUUGCCUGCUCGACCUGGACCUGGGACGAGCACACGCAGGAGUACUACCUGCACCUGUACGCCACCGACCAGCCGGACCUGAACUGGGAGAACGAGGAGUGCCGCCACGCCAUCUACGAGAACACCAUGAAGUUCUGGCUGGACCGCGGCAUCGACGGCUUCCGCAUCGACACCGUCAACAAGUACUCGAAGCGGACCGAGUACGCGGACGCGCCCGUCACGGAGCCCGACAUGCCCCACCAGCCCGCGCCCGAGAUGUGGUGCAACGGGCCGCGCAUACACGAGUUCAUCCGGGAGAUGCAGGCCAAGGCCCUGGCGCCCUACGGCGCCGUGUCCGUCGGCGAGCUGUCCAACACGCCCGACCCGGCGCAGGUCCUGCCCUACGUGACCGCGGCGGCCGGCGAGCUCGACAUGGUCUUCGAGUUCUCCCUCAUCCGGCUCGGCACCGGCGGCCUCCUGAGCGGCAAGUACAUCUACCGCCCCUUCGCGCUGUCCACCAUGAAGGAGCUCGUGUCCCGGUGGCAGACCUUUGUCGAGGGCACCGACGGCUGGACGACCGUCUUCUGCGAGAACCACGACAACGGGCGCGCCGUCUCGCGCUUCGGCGACACCUCGACCCCCCAGCUGUGGCGCGCGUCGGCGAAAGCCCUGGCCCUCUGGCAGGCCACGCUGACGGGCACCCUCUUCCUCUACCAGGGCCAGGAGAUCGGGCAGACCAACAUGCCCGCCUCGUGGGGCGUGGACGAGUACAAGGACAUCGAGGCCGUCAACUUCUACGCCGAGGCCGUGCGGUCCGGCGACGCGGCCCGCGUCCGCGAGACGCUGCACGGCCUGAGCGUGCUGGCGCGCGACCACGCGCGCCUGCCCUUCCAGUGGGACGGCUCGCCGCACGCCGGCUUCACGUCCGCCUCCUCGGCGUCGGCCCGGCGGCAGCCGCCGUGGAUGCGCGUGCACGACGACUACCGGGAGAUCAACGCGGCGCGGCAGCGCGGGGACGGGGACUCGGUGCUCGAGUUCUACAGGCGGGUGCUGCGCCUGCGGAAGCGGUACCGAGACCUGUUCGUCUUUGGCACCUUCCGGCUCGUGGACGCCGAGGACGAGGCCGUGUUCAGCUACGUCAAGGAGAGCGCCCUCGCCGCGGAGGAGGUGCCCGGCGCGCCCAAGAGGAAGGCCCUGGUGGUGAUCAACUUUACGAGGGAGGAGCAGACGCACCCGGACGUUGGGACGACGCUGGGCUGCAAGGGAGCCCGGUGCCGCCUGCUGGCCGAGACGGAGACGACGACAUCGAGCGAUCCGAAACCCGGAGUUUUGGCGCCGUGGCAGGGCAAGGUUUUCGUCAACUUUUGA